This is a messenger RNA of Echinostoma caproni, 2529 nucleotides long. The record is from the annotation of a GenBank genome assembly. NCBI's taxonomy places the organism in Eukaryota, Metazoa, Platyhelminthes, Trematoda, Plagiorchiida, Echinostomatidae.
AUGAGGGUUAAAGGCCGCGAUAACGUCAGUGUGGAGAACGGCGACUGUUUGUCCAAAAUGCCUACUGCCACUGCUGAACAAUUAAAUAUAGCGAAGAUGCUGUCAAAACCAGGCGAUGACGUUGAUUUGCGUACUCAUGUUCAAAAGCUGCAAGAAUUGACCGAAUGCACAGAGGAUCAGGCAGUGACUGCUUUAUACGACUGCGAAAAUAAUCUUCAACGGGCAGUAGAGUUGUUGCUCGAUAAAUUUCGUUGUGGGAAUGACGAGGAAUGGCAUACUACUGGGAAGAAAUCAAAGCCAAAGAAUAUACCAGGGGAUGCUGAUACGUCUUCUGUGGAUUUGAGGUCUGACAAAGGCCUUUCGAAUGAAGAGGUCAGAAAAACUGCUACUGCGAGCAACGAAGGUGAUACGUUUACCUCAAAAGACGCUCGCCAAUCAGAUCUAGUCAAAACUGAAUCCUGGUCCGGGUCGACUCGCAAGGAUGGCAGAGGCCGCAAAAGUGCAGUGACAUAUAAGGGUUCAAAUCGUCGGAACGAUGUUUCAGUGAAUCCUUCGGAUCAAGUCCCUGUUACCGAACUGAAUGAGGUAAACAAUAAAGGAAAAGCCAAAACACCUUUCGACAACGAAACCAUUGAGGAGUGGUGUCCAGAACAAUCAAAUUUACCGCCAGAGUUGUUUGUGGAUACCGAACACUCCGGGGCCAAGGACACAAACGUCGAAAAUCAACCGACAAGUUCAGCACCGUCAAUGAAUACAACGGCCUCUCCGAGCUUGAGCGCGCUACCUGAAGUCGAUUCUCUGUUCAUUUCAAAGGCUCUUAGCUUAACACAACCUUGUUUCACUAAGUCAUGUCCUGAUCCCGAAUCUCAGGAUUUUUCCUAUGCGCCGCAAUCGCCUUCUAAGUCGCCAACAGUUGGGUUCGAUGUAAAUAAGCCAAACACACCCAGAAGUCUUUUAGAAGACCCCAGUCACCCAGACGCCAAAGUGGAACAAGUGUCCUCCAACUUCGCCAAUACUCAUUUUCAAAACGUUACUCCCGUCCCGAAGACCACUACGGCCUACUCUUCGGGUACUAAAACCCAACAGCCAGCAUCAUUUGAAUCCGAAAGUGGUACCAACCAGUCAACAUUUUUAGAGCCCUCCUUCAAAAAUUACUUGCUAGAUGGUUUGUCCAGUGACGUCAGUAAGAUGUCUGUGGGUGAAGCCUCAAAUACGGGCGUCAAGCCAUCACAAUUCAACCUUCAACAGCCCGUUUCCCAGGGCCCACAAACACAAUCUUCUUUCUCACACAACCAGGGUGGAGCUGCUGUAUCUAUGUCUAGUCAGAUGAGCAAAGCGCCGUUAUCACACAUAUCAACCCACAAUCCGUUGCAUUCAUCCCAACAACCUGUUGUGUCAAGUGCCGCUCAGUCGCAGCAGCAGUCGGUCACGCUACCACCUGGAAUGCCACACUUCAUCAGUCAGUUCGCUCCUCCAGCCUAUCAUAUGUUCAAUUUACCUGGAAGUUCAAGCAAUGCACCUACACUGUUCGAUUUAGAUCAACUACAGCUUUUUCAGCAACAACGUAUUCUCUAUGAUAUGCAUUUACAGCAUCAAGCAGCAACUACCGCUCAAAGCCUGCUCCCAUCAACUGCGGACUCCACAUCAACCAGCAAAACGUCCUCUCACAAUGUCGCAGGCUCAAUGGGUCAUGUAACAGCUGCCGGUGCGGGAAUACGUCCUGAUAUGCUCGCUUCAGCUAUCGGUCAUGCACCACAAAUGCUCGCAUCUGGACACCCGUAUUUUCCCUAUUCUGGAUUGGUGUUUAUGAAUGGCUACACAAACGCUUUUCUCAAUCAACAGCAGCAACAACAACCGUCUGGUCAGGAUACAAAUCAGUCUCAGAGUUCUACUCAUUGUGGUUCUCCCAUCACACAGCCUCAAGCACAAUCUUCGGGACAACCACAAUCGUUCGGCGGACUGAAACAGGUAAACGCUGGAGUUGGUGGCUAUGACGAUCUCAUGGACAUGAAGUAUGGCGAUCCGACGAAGCAAGUGGGUUUCAAAAACAACUCAAAUCAACCUAACUACGGAUCUUUCCAGACAGCCGGAGCUUCAGAAUCUGUUGGCCAGAAAUUAUCGAAUGCACACCAGUCAGGCGCAGGUCCUUUAACUCAAGGCAGCUUCAACACUACUGCAAGUGGUGCCCACACACAGCACUUCCCACCACAGUUCUAUCCCCCUGCGGCGACAUCCCCAUAUCUAACUGCAGCGGCCGUUGCUGUUGCUGCAGCUGCAGCAGCUUCAGUGCAACAGCAACAAGCUUCAGUUGGUGGAGGCCCAUCUUCUGCGAAUCCAAACCAGUCAAAUGCUGGUGGCGGUGGUAAUACUUCUGGCCAAGGCAGUACUGGUGGUACCGGGACUGGUGGAACGAGCAACGCAAGUGGCCAACUACAUUUGACCGGAAAUCCAGCGCAGCCACUAGUACUUGGUGCUGCAGGAGGUGGUCUGCACCACCGUCAUCAUCAACGUUCGGUUAUGCCCCAUUAA